Pungitius pungitius (ninespine stickleback) is the source of this 3115-nucleotide messenger RNA. It is a transcript of the gene tmem63c, whose product is annotated as transmembrane protein 63C. The transcript has 23 exons. Bases 149 to 2620 code for a protein of 823 amino acids. The record is from RefSeq and is a predicted model, not a curated record. Gene Ontology annotation, cellular component: plasma membrane. Gene Ontology annotation, molecular function: calcium-activated cation channel activity. NCBI's taxonomy places the organism in Eukaryota, Metazoa, Chordata, Actinopteri, Perciformes, Gasterosteidae.
ACGGCAGGUGUUUAAUUGUCAGACGGCCCCUGAGAAGGUGGGAGUUUCUCUUGUUUCUUGGUGUUGAAGGGAGAGAAAAAAUAUCAGCACCCAUCACCGGCAGACACCAGCGAUCCGGAAGCUUUCUGAGGGUAAUAAUCCAGCGUUGAUGGCGCAGUUGCAGCUGCUAGUGACCAGAGCGCCCUCUGCGGAGGGCGCGGCUGCAGAGCCGGACGCUCUGAGCUUCCUGGAUUCUUUCGGGGACGAAAACGGCACCGCGGAGAGAUGCUACCGGUCGCACUCCCGCAGCAGCGUCCUCCAGGGUCUGCCGUUUGGAGGCGUGCCCACGGUCCUCGCCAUCAACGUCGUGCUCUGGAUGUUCCUGCUGCUGGUCUUCUCGUGUCUGAGGAAGGCUGCAUGGGACUAUGGUCGCCUAGCUCUGCUGAUGGAGAACGACAGUCUCACCUCCCUGUUUUAUGGAGAACCAAAUGAGAAAGAGAAGUCUCCGUCAGAGUCCAGCCCCUCCGACUCUGAGACCAAGGACAUGGGCUUCUGCUCAUGGCUCUCGUACCUUUACCACAUGAAGGAUGAGGAGAUCCGUAGCAAAUGCGGCAUCGACGCCGUUACGUACCUGUCUUUCCAGCGCCACAUCAUCCUGCUCAUGACCGUGGUUUGCCUGCUCUCUCUGGCCAUCAUACUGCCGGUCAACUUUUCUGGGAACCUCCUGGGAGACAGUCCUGAAAACUUUGGGAGAACAACACUGGCUAAUGUUAGUGCAAAGGACGGCUUUCUGUGGCUCCACAGUGUCUUGGCUCUGGUCUACUUCAUCAUCACGUCGCUGUGCAUGGCUCACCACCUGGUACGGCUGGAGUACCAAGAAGACGAGAAGGUAGCCAGGACACUAAUGAUUACCUCCAUACCGAGAGAGAUCUCUGACCCCGGACUCAUCACCAAACACUUCCAUGAGGCCUACCCCAGCUGUACUGUCACGGAUAUCCGAUUCUGCUUCGAUGUCCACAAGCUGAUGAGGCUGGACGCAGAAAGACGCAAGGCAAUGAAAGGCCGGCUGUAUUUCGCCGCAAAGGCCCAAAAGGAGGGGAAGAUCAUGAUCAAGACCCAUCCAUGUGCUCAGAUAUUCUGCUGCGACGCGUGUGGCUUUGAAAAGGUGGACGCGGAACAGUACUACAGCGAGUUGGAGGAGAAGCGCACGGACGAGUUCAAUGCCGAGAAGAACCGCAUCACCAUGAAGAGGCUCGGCAUUGCCUUCGUGACCUUUCGCGACGACCGGAUGACGGCUGUCAUUGUGAAGGACUACGGCUGCGUGCGCUGCCGUCGCAGACCCCAGCAGUCCAGCAUCACCACGGUGGUGCACUCGCAACGAUGGGAGGUCGACUACGCACCUGCUCCCAGUGACAUCAUAUGGGAAAACCUGUCGGUGUGCGGGUCUCGCUGGUGGCUCCGGUGUGUCCUCCUCAACAUCCUCCUCUUCCUGCUGCUCUUCUUCCUCACCACUCCCGCCAUCAUCGUCAACACGAUGGACAAGUUCAACGUCACGCGGCCCGUGGACAGUCUGCAGAGCCCGAUCAUUACCCAGUUCUUCCCGACCCUUCUGCUGUGGGCGUUUUCGGUACUCCUGCCCUUCAUCGUCUACUACUCCGCCUUCUUUGAGUCCCACUGGACCAGAUCGGGCGAGAACCAAGUAACGAUGCACAAGUGUUUUUUCCUGCUGGUCUUCAUGGUCAUCAUCCUGCCCUCGCUUGGUCUGUCCAGUCUGGACCUGUUCUUCACGUGGCUCUUUGAUGUCAACUUCUUGAAUGAAAAGGAGGUCAAAUUCCAGUGCGUUUUUCUUCCCGACAACGGUGCAUUCUUUGUGAACUACGUGAUCACGUCGAGUCUGAUCGGCACGUCCAUGGAGCUGCUUCGCAUCCCGGCGCUGACCGUGUAUGCCCUCCGCCUUUGCUUCGCCAAGUCCCAGGCGGAGCGGAUCCACGUCAAACGGAGCCAGGCUUACGAGUUCCAGUUCGGUCUGGAGUACGCCUGGACCAUGUGCAUCUUUGCGGUCAGCAUGACCUACAGCAUCACGUGUCCCAUCAUCACGCCCUUCGGUCUGCUCUAUGUGAUCCUGAAGCACAUGGUCGACCGAUACAACAUCUACUAUGCGUACGUUCCCACUAAGCUCAGCCAGCGGAUCCACAAAGCGGCCAUCAGCCAGGUCAUCCUGGCCCCCAUCCUGUGCAUCUUCUGGCUGCUCUUCUUCUCAAUGCUCAGAUUAGGUCCAGUGCAUCCCAUCACCCUCUUCACCUUAGUGUCCCUGCUCUCCUGCAUAGCGUUUUCCCUGUUUCGCUUGUGCCUGAGGAAGCAGCCGGACAAGUCAACCAGCUACCAGAUGAGUGAUCAGCCAGCCGAGGGGACGUUCACCGACGCAGACAGGACUACUGUAACAUCCACCACUGCCUCCAGUCUGUUUGUGGCCUCGGUGCUGCUGGAGCCGGAGCUGGCUCUGACUCCCAUGCCGUCGCCGGCCCACCACACCUACGGCGCCAUGGCCAGAUCCCAGAGCUUGAGCCACGGCGCGCCGGAGGAGGAGGAGGAAGGCGGCGAGUGUGAGGGGGGGGGGGCGCGCCCAGACCCGCGAGACUGAACUCCAAGACCCCGCCGACCUCUACUGCUCCAGCCCGCUCAUGGACAGCCCCGUGGGCUUCCAGUAACACCAACAAAAAACAACAACCACAAAGCUGAUUCCACACGCCGCUCACCCCCCCCCCGGGGGGGAGGGGAGGGGAGGGGGGGCACAGAUUGCUAAACGCUGCAAUGCUGCAUUUUCGCUUUUCGACCUCAGACCCUGAGACCAGAGCUGGCUUGAUGAAGAACCUGAAGAUGAAAGAAUGCACUAUUUAUACCUAGACAGCGACCUACUAAAACAUUAAAAAAAAAUAAUAAUAAUAAAUCACGGACGAUGCCUCCCUUGAUGUACAGAUUAUUUCAGUUAAACUACGGGAUGCUGCUGUCUCCACACCGGGCCGCUUGGCAAUGGGCGGAGGGGAAAGUUCCCGCCAUGGUGGGUGGUGUGAGCCGAGCGACAGAGGGGUGAUAUCUGGUUCCUCGGACGCAGCGCUCGGGGAGGCUGAAGGAGGGG